AUGACAUUUGAAGAAAAGCCUGAGGGCAAUGGGAGCCUCAUAGAUGAGAACCAGCUGGACCUAGGUGCGAAGCAUCAGCCAAAUGGGAAUCCAGGAGCAAGUGGGAAAGCCAAGCUCUCUGCAAGGCAGGAGGCGAAUGCAAAGUGUGACUUGCCCAGAAAAAGCCUCAACACAUACACCUGGCAGGAGAUCCAGAGACACAAUCAGAAGACUGAUCAGUGGCUGGUGAUCAAUCGCAAGGUCUACGAUGUUACUGGCUGGGCAGACCGGCAUCCCGGUGGGCGGCAGGUCCUCCACUACUGCGCUGGGGAAGAUGCCACGGACGUCUUCAGAGCCAUGCAUCCGGACCCUGACAUUGUGCGGUUGUACCUUAAACCACUGCUCAUUGGAGAGCUUGCUCCGGAAGAGCCCAAUCAGGAGAUAAACAAAAAUUCCCGGUUGGUGGAAGAUUUCCAAGAACUGCGGAGGACAUUAGAGACCUUGAAUAUGUUCAAUGCCAACCUGGGGUUCUUCUUCCUUCACCUUGCCCAGAUCUUGAUUUUGGAGGCCCUGGCUUGGGUAAUAGUGUGGCAUUUUGGCAGUGGCUGGCUUAUCACAAUAUUCAUUUCUUUUCUUCUCACGGUUGCUCAGGCUCAGGGUUCAUUUCUGCAACAUGACAUGGGACACCUUUCCAUAUUUAAGAAGUCCAAGUGGAACCGCCUGAUGCACAAAUUUGUGAUGGGUCAUCUCAAGGGCUUAUCUUCAAAAUGGUGGAACAACCAGCACUCCCUACACCAUGUAAAAACAAACAUCUACCCCAAAGACCCAGAUAUUGACACAGGCCCAUUUUUUGUUACUGGAGAUUUACAACCUGUCGAGUAUGGCAAGAACAGAGUCAAAGUCUUCGACUACGAGAAGCAGCACCUGAUCUUCUGCCUGGUUUCCCCCUUUGUCGUACCAGUAUAUUUCAACCUGAGGUCCAUUCUACAUAUGUGCCACGGAAGGCACUGGGAGGACAUUGCCUGGGCCAUCAGCUUUUAUAUCCGCUAUUUCAUCACAUUCGGUCCUUUCUACGGAAUCUUCGGAACCAUGGUUCUCAUAUAUUUAGCCAAGUUUUUGGAAAGUCCCUGGAUUGCAUAUGUUACCCAGAUGAGCCACAUACCAAUGAAAAUAAGCAAAGAGGGGAACCAGGCCUGGUUCAGCUCUCAGGUCUUGGCCACCUGUAAUGUUGAACAUUCCUUUUUCAAUGACUGGUUCACUGGGCACGCGAACUUCCAAAUUGAGCACCAUCUAUUUCCCACAAUGCCACGCCAUAAUUAUCACAAGGUGGCACCUCUGGUGAAGUCACUGUGUGCCAAGCAUGGACUACCAUAUGUGAAAAAGCCCAUGAUGAAGGCAUUUGGAGAUAUUCACAGGGCCCUGAAGAAGUACGGAGCCCUCUGGAAGGAGGCUUACUGCACACAUUCAGAAAUAUAA
Budorcas taxicolor (takin) is the source of this 1455-nucleotide messenger RNA. Its product is annotated as fatty acid desaturase 2-like protein FADS2B. Lineage: Eukaryota; Metazoa; Chordata; Mammalia; Artiodactyla; Bovidae. The transcript has 12 exons. The record is from RefSeq and is a predicted model, not a curated record. Gene Ontology annotation, cellular component: membrane. Gene Ontology annotation, biological process: lipid metabolic process. Gene Ontology annotation, molecular function: oxidoreductase activity, acting on paired donors, with oxidation of a pair of donors resulting in the reduction of molecular oxygen to two molecules of water. The coding region runs from base 1 to 1455 and encodes 484 amino acids.